AUGAAGAUGGAACACAUGACUGUCAAUUCAUUGUAUUCUCACCAUUCAAUGAAGUCGCUAAAGAGAAAAAAAAAUCCAUCACGUAUAAGAUUUCAAAUCUCUGAACCAAGUGAUGAUUUCAAGAAUGUUUUCAAUUAUGAUGCAAUGCUUCCGAGGAAAAAUGAAUUUUCCGAAAUUAGAUUUCCAGGUAUUUGGGAUAGAAAACAAGCAAUAUUAUAUUCAAACUUAAGUAAGGGAGUUGAAAAUGAGUUCAUUGGUCAUACAAGAACUUCACCACUUCCUAACCCUAAAUACUAUAAAUUAACUGGCUUCAAUCGUGAGUUUUGGAUAGACAUGUUCUCCACUCAUGACCAUAAAGCACCAGUGUUCUUACCUCCAGACCAUAAGGACUGGCUCUACAUUGAAGCACAACUCUUAAACUCUACCAUCGCAGUAUUGUAA
This is a messenger RNA of Trichomonas vaginalis G3, 441 nucleotides long. RefSeq lists its product as uncharacterized. The coding region runs from base 1 to 441 and encodes 146 amino acids. The record is from RefSeq and is a predicted model, not a curated record. The transcript has a single exon. NCBI's taxonomy places the organism in Eukaryota, Parabasalia, Trichomonadida, Trichomonadidae.